Austrofundulus limnaeus is the source of this 5547-nucleotide messenger RNA. RefSeq names its product synaptopodin 2-like a (gene synpo2la). Gene Ontology annotation, cellular component: actin cytoskeleton; Z disc; nucleus. Gene Ontology annotation, molecular function: actin binding. The record is from RefSeq and is a predicted model, not a curated record. Bases 244 to 3795 code for a protein of 1183 amino acids. Gene Ontology annotation, biological process: positive regulation of actin filament bundle assembly. Lineage: Eukaryota; Metazoa; Chordata; Actinopteri; Cyprinodontiformes; Rivulidae. The transcript is spliced from 4 exons.
CAGAAGUGUGUGUGUGUGGGUGUGUAUGCAUGUGUGUGUGUGCAGGUGUGGGUGCCAGCCGUGGAGCUCAGACGACAGUCAGCAGCAGGACAGAACGCCAGGCGACGAGCAGAUCAGAACUCUAUGUGGGGGGUCCUGACUGCCAACCAUGGAGCUAAUACACUGAGGGGGGGACCCCCUCGAAUAAAAUAUCAAAACUAAAGAAUAACUAAAAGAUAAAUAAGAAAAAAAAAACACUAAACAAUGGUUGCAGAGGAGGUCAUUAUUACACUGUCUGGUGGAGUGCCAUGGGGGUUUCGUCUCCAGGGAGGUGUGGAACAUCAGAAACCACUCCAAGUUGCCAAGGUUCGUAAACGUAGCAAAGCGUGCAGGGCUGGGCUGCGGGAGGGCGAUGAGCUGGUGUCUAUCAAUGAACAACCAUGUGGAUCGCUUUCUCAUGCCCAGGCCAUGAACCUCAUUGACAGCUCCCCCGGAAUAUUAAACAUUCGUGUCAAAAGGGCGCCUGCUGCUUUUCAGUCUGUAGUGCUUGUGGCCCGCGCACCAUCUCCCCGGAUAGACAAAGAGUACCGCGCUGCUCUCAAAGCCAUGUCACCCACACAACCCCAUCAUGUGCCUGUCCGCGAGGUCCACCGCAGCCGCUCUUCUCUGACCAGUGGCCUGACAUCCCCACCUGGUAGCGAGGCCUACUAUGGCGAGACUGACAGCGACGCAGACGUGGCAGGUUAUGAGAGGCAGCGACGCCAAAAGCGCAGAAGCCCCAGCAACUCCAACUCUGGGAAACCAAGUGAACGAACGUCCCCAGAGGGCGGGGAGACCUCGGAGAUGAGUGGCUACGACAGUGCUCCAGACGCACAGGUGUUCCCACGUUCAAUGAAUGGACGGGGAGGAAAUGGAAAGGAAGGUGGGCUGCCAGGGGUGGCAAGAAAGGAAGUGAUUUUCAAACCUCCCGGUCCAGGAAUGUGGUCCUCUCAGACAUCCACUGAAACCUCCUCCAUCAUUUCCUCAGCAGAUGACCAGGGCCCACGAGAUGGAACACAAGAGGAAGACAGUGGUUUUCUGGAGCCCACUAAUGUGCCUCUGGUGUCACCUGAGAGGGCCAAGGAGGCUCUAAUGUUGGGUUCCCGCAGCCAGCUAGUGCCCAUGGUGGGUCCGGUAAAUAAACCAAUUGACGAGGAGCUUACAACAACCUACAUGGAGAAGGCCAAACAAGCCAAACUGAACCGAGGGGAUACACUACAGGACAAGCAAGUGAAGGAAGCCAAAAGCAAGUGUCGAACAAUUGCGUCUCUACUGACAGAUGCUCCUAACCCUCACUCUAAAGGGGUGUUGAUGUUUAAGAAGAGAAGACAGCGUUCCAAAAAGUACACCCUCACCAGCUUUGGCAGUGUUGAUGAGGACAGGUGUCAGGACUCACAAGAAGAGGAUGGAUUAAUUCCUGGGAGUGAAUCUGAGUUUGAUGAUGAGGGCUUCUCGGCAGUUCCGGACCCAACUUGGGAUAGCGACUACCUGGAUAAGCUGGAGAAGAGGGCAACAGCAGGUGUGGAAGGUCGUGGAGUUGGAGCAGAAGAUGCUCCAAGCCCUGGUUUGAGUGACACUGCGGGAAAAGGUGCUCAGUUGUUUGAGCAGCAGAGGAAAAGGGUGGAUGAGCUUGCCAAGAAGGUAGAUGCUGCGCAACCUCAGGCAUCUACUGAAUCUCAAGUACAGGAGCUUUCUCAGGCCUAUUCAUUGCAUCAUCAAAUGCACACACAAGUACAACCAAACCAAAAGUUUCAGGAGUCACCCUCCAGCCUUACACCCACUAAACCUCAUCCUCAAGUUGAUGCAGCCCAUGCAAUGGCGUAUGGGGACCACUCUACAAUUAGCACAGCUAGCAUAGUGAUGUCUCCCCCCGUGGCUCCCAAAUCAUCCACAGCUGCAGUGAAUAUUCUGAGCAGUCCUGCCCCACCUGCUGAAACACCACUACCUGAAUUACCUGCAAGUAAUGUUCUAAACAGAACAGCACGUCCUUUCACACCCGGCUUCAUUAGCAUUCGUGCGGCAACUGCCCCAGUAACUUUCCGACCAUCUGUCACAAACAAGAGCCAGCGUCCUUCCUCAGCAGCUGUUGCACCACCACCCUUUUCCAGUCCUUCUGAAAUAGCUAUUAAUCCAGCACCUGCAAUUUCACACCUACAUUUUGGUCCUCCAUCAGUGCUCUCCCCAUCAUAUUCCAUCCCUCAUGGUUCCCAGGCCCUGCCACCAGAAGUUCCUGCUACUGUUCACCAUCCAGCACUUUAUUCUGUAGACACAAUGCAGUCAUCACUGGCAAUAAGUGGUUUUCAUCAAGCUCCAUUUUCAACUAUGGCUCCAAUGCUGAUGCCUUCAGCACCAAGACUUCCACAAGUACAAAUGGCACCAGUCCCCAUUUCUCCUUCAGCCCAUGUUCCUGGCUCAGCUGAUCCAGUGGCCUCAGCAGCACCACCACAAAUGCCAGCUUCUCAGCCAGCACGCCCACACUUUCCUGUGCCACCUGUAGCUCAAGUGUCAGUGGUCUCUCAGCCUGAAGCUGUAGCUCCAACUCCAGUUCCAGGCCCAACAGGCCGCACUGGAAUCUUGAAUGAAGCUCGGCGGCGAAGUAACAAACCCAAACCCAUGUUCAACAUACCAGAGGUAAAGAAGAACUCCCCUAAUCCUGAGCUUUUGUCAUUGGUGCAGAACCUGGAUGAAAGGUCCGUAAGGCAUAAAUAUGGUCAGCCACCCACUGAAGUUAUCUAUGAUGAUACAGAGGAGGAGAGGGGUGGUGAAGUUGGUAUAGGAAGGGUGCCUCCCCCAGUUGCACCGAAACCUCGGGUCAUUCACGAGGCCCCGCAAAUUCUUCACGCAGGGGGUAAGGGAGCCGAAUUGUUUGCCAAAAGGCAGAGCCGCAUGGGAAAGUAUGUAGUGGACACCCCACCUGAGACGCCUUACCAGCAGAAUGUGUUCUUGCAAAAUACAGCUCAACCACAUGACUCCUCUGUUGGUACUUCAAUCUCCUCCCAGUGGAAAUACUCCCCAAAUGUCCGUGCACCUCCACCUAUUGGCUACAACCCCCUCCUGGCUCCCUCUAUCCCCUCAGGGCCUCAGAGAGAUAAAAGGCCAGAGAACAGGGGAAGAGGAGGCUUCCAAAAAGAAGGCAUCAAAGCUGUGGAUUUCAUGAAGAGGCAGCCAUAUCAGCUCAACUCAGCGAUGUUUCAGUACGGAGGCAGUGCCGCUAAUUUAUCAGCCAUGCCUUCUUACCAUGCCCAACAAAAUAAGUACUCAACAACAAUGGUAGGUAGUUCCUUAACCACACCAAGGCAAAUUCCCCUUAAAACAGCCCGUGUCUAUGAAAUCAAGCGAUUCUCCACACCCACACCAAUGUCAGGUCCAUCUCUAACACCCAAAGUCAUUGUGCCUCGCUCAGCAACGACCCUCGGAGAACGUUUGACUGAUUCCGGCAUGACCUCACCACCUCCUGCUCCUUUCAAUCCAUCUCCAGUCACUCCAGCACCAGUCACUGCUUCAGUAUCCUUCCAAGCAGCAGGGCUACCAAGCCUCCCCAAAUUCUCUGCCACUCCUAUUCCACACCCUGUACCUCCAUCAGUUCCCACACCUUACACUCCAGUGUCAUACACCACUGGGCUCCAGACAGCCAAGCAGUUUCAGAGCGCUCCUGAGCUCAGCAUUCUUGCCUCUUUGCCCCCACUGAAGAGCAACCCAGUUCAGACACCUAAACCACAUUUCGUUGCCACCAAAGGAGGUGUCCAACCCCACGUCUGGAGGCCAGGAGCAUUCUAAACAACAACAAACUACUGCUGCUGAUGGAAAACAAGUCAACAUCAGCUGUUAUAAAUUGGUAUACAUGGUUUAAAGCAAUAGCUCAGAUCAUUUGAAGUGCUACCAAAGGCUUAUCAAAAGUUAAUAAACUACUUGUAGAAAACUUUCUGACUGGAUUAACUUGCCCAUUUGACUGUGGCCAAUACCAAAGUCAAUUGCUGCAUUCUUAAAACUACAAUUUCAAAAAGUUUGCAGCAGUUUGUGUGAAUACUAUAAUUCAAAAAGCUACCUGAACCUGGUCAGACUCAACUGUUUAUAACCCUUUCUUCAAAAGAUCUGAGCUAUCCCCAUUAGUUUUACAAAAAGUCAGAAGUUGUGGUUUUUCACAUGUGAUAAUCAUUAUUUCUCUCUUGUCCUUGUAUCACUUAGGGGAGUUAAAGGGUGGUUCUAGGUUUUAAAAAAAGGAAUUUUAAAGAUUUUUCUAUCAGAUUGUUGUCAAAGAAACAAAAUAUCCAACUCAAAAUUUUUUUGUUCUUUAGCUUUUUUAUUUAAAAGCAAACAUACAGUACAUAGUUUAUGGUGAAUAUACUAAACACUGUUGUGUUCAAAAUACUACUUAUUACCAUUUACUUUGCUGCUAACACAUUUAAGUGAGUGACAAUAAUAAUGGGACAUUGUAGCUAUGCUUUAUUGUCUGCGUUUGUGUGAGAUUUUUGGAGGGUUUUCUACAAAUGUAGAGGAUGAAAAUGGGCCUGUAGUGAUAUAUUCUCAGACACUUGAAAUGUCUGAAACAUGAAUAGGUGCAGUUCAGACAGCUGGAGGACACCAAUAGAGGUAUUUCAUCUUAACAGGUUCUGUCUGUAGCACUAAUAUAAAAGAACAACGCAGUAACCUUGAUUUUUCAGAGGAAAGUUAAAAUGUCAAAUGACCUGAAGGAAAAUGAAAGUAAAGUGUUUUUAUUAUACACCUCAGAUUAUGUGAAUUUAUACAUCAUAUCGAGGCGGACUUGCUGCUUCAUGUUAGUGAGGUUUAGGAUAAUAGUCUCAGUAUGAUUGUUACAAAUAUCUGUAAAUCGUUCUUUAUUAACAGAUAAUACAGAUGAAGAAAGUGAUUUUUAACAUCUUGUGAUUUAAUCUUAAAGGACAUAAAGGAAAGUUGACGCUCUUAGGUUUUAUAUAAAAAGGGCUCAAGGAAUGAGAGUAGCUGUGUAGAGAGAAAAACAUAUGUAACUGGGUCUUAAUGAAGUCUCUGCCCAUUCUCUAUAAAUGGACAUGAUCAAGUUGAAUAGGACUUCUGAUUCAUUACAUAUAGUUAAAUAUUCCACAGCCUGUAGAUAUAAUGGCUAAAGGGAAGUUUGUUCUGAACAAAAUAGUGGUGAAGCUCAAGGUACUGAUGAAUGUUGGUGUCUUUUAAUUCACACAGUUUGAUAAAAAACCAAAGUAAUGUAACAGCAAUGUAUCUUAAGGAUUAUGAGUGUUAAUGGAAACAAGAGAAAAACAAUUAAAUAAUUGUGGUAAUUUCAGCUUUUUUAAACUAUUUUUAAAAUAUAAUUUCUCCUGAAAGCUUAUUUUCAUAAUAUAAUGGCUACAAAAAAAUCCUGCACUGUUAUAGUUUUGUUGAGGUGUACAGUAUGUGAUAUGAGUUUUCUGGACACUGUUAGAUUAAACAUGUGUGAACAUUUUUGUUUUGCUGCAAAUGCUGGGUAGAAGUUUAUACUGACUAAGAAAAGAUUUUUUUUUUUUUGGAGAAAUAAAAAAUUGGAUUUGAAAGCUC